AUUCUGUACUCUGCCAAACCAAACACUGUCUCUCACCGAUGGCGGCGUCGCGAAUCAUAGCCCAUCCUCAUCCCCAUUCACUCCGUCAAUCUCCGCCGUCAGAACCCGUCAUUUCCCUCAACCUCUUACCCCUCCCUAAACGGUACCGUAACCUCACCGUUCGCGCUCACAAUCACGAUCUCACCAGCAAACCCCACUCCGUUGAACUUCGAACCACCCCCGACGACGUCGUUUCACGAGAUCCACUCGCUCUUCCGCGGCCUUUAUCCUCCACUCAGUUCUCUGGUUCAGUUUCCGAUGGUUCUCGUCUUCGUGUUGCAUAUCAGGGGGUUCGUGGUGCUUACAGUGAGUCAGCUGCACAGAAGGCAUACCCAAAUUGUGAAGCUGUUCCUUGUGAACAAUUUGAUACUGCUUUUGAAGCAGUUGAAAGGUGGCUUGUGGACAGAGCAGUUUUGCCAAUUGAGAAUUCUUUAGGAGGGAGCAUCCACAGAAAUUAUGACCUUUUACUCCGGCACAGCUUACAUAUAGUAGGAGAAGUAAAAUAUGCAGUCCAUCAUUGCUUGAUGUCUAACCACGGUGUUAAACUUGAGGAUUUGAAGCGGGUUCUUAGUCAUCCACAGGCUCUUGCACAAUGUGAAAACACACUGACGAGGUUGGGAUUGGUCAGAGAAGCAGUUGAUGAUACAGCCGGUGCUGCAAAGCAUGUUGCCUUCCACCAACUACUAGAUGCAGGAGCAGUUGCUAGUUCUGCUGCUGCAACGAUCUAUGGCUUGAAUAUACUUGCUGAAGAUAUUCAGGAUGAUAGCGAUAAUGUUACUAGAUUUUUAAUGUUAGCACGAGAACCUAUAAUUCCAGGCACAGAUAGACCAUUUAAGACAAGCAUAGUAUUUUCUUUAGAAGAGGGUCCUGGGAUACUCUUCAAGGCCCUUGCUGUUUUUGCUUUGCGUCAUAUCAACCUUACAAAGAUUGAGAGUCGUCCUUUGCGGAAUCAACCACUACGAGCAUCAGAUGAUAGCAACAAUGGGUGUUCCAAGUACUUUGAUUAUCUUUUCUAUGUUGAUUUUGAAGCGUCAAUGGCUGAUCAGAGUGCACAAAAUGCCCUAAGGCAUCUAAAGGAGUUUGCUACAUUCUUGCGAGUGCUUGGGAGCUAUCCUGUGGACACUAGCAUGGCGUAAACAAUCUCUGAAAGAGGACUCCCAGUGUAGUUAAUGUUGUGUGCAGCUAAGUUGUUCCAGUUGUCAAAUCAUGUUAAUGGAUAGAGAGAGUUUGCAUUGCUUCAAUAUAUAUGAACAGAAAAUAUAGUCUGAUGUACAAGCUUCUUAAAAUUUUGAUGGGUUUCCGCCGCCCUUAAUAUCUGUUCUUACAGCUAGUAUUUAACACACUGAAUCUAAAUGUUGAUUCAAAUUUUUAUUCUCAAUUGUCUUCGCUACCGAAGU
Messenger RNA from Abrus precatorius (Indian licorice), 1436 nucleotides. RefSeq names its product arogenate dehydratase/prephenate dehydratase 2, chloroplastic-like. NCBI's taxonomy places the organism in Eukaryota, Viridiplantae, Streptophyta, Magnoliopsida, Fabales, Fabaceae. Gene Ontology annotation, biological process: L-phenylalanine biosynthetic process. Gene Ontology annotation, cellular component: cytoplasm; chloroplast. Gene Ontology annotation, molecular function: arogenate dehydratase activity; prephenate dehydratase activity. The transcript has 12 exons. Bases 39 to 1175 code for a protein of 378 amino acids. The record is from RefSeq and is a predicted model, not a curated record.